CGUCCUUACCUUCUCAUCCCAACUCCAAUGGCUCCUCUUCGUCUCCUCCUCCUCCUCGCCCUCCUCUCCCUCUCCUCAUCCUCUACGAUCCCCUCCCGCUCCGAAUCCGGGAUCCGCCGUAUCUACAAGCGCUGGCUUGCCGAGCAUGGUAAGUCAUCCAACGCCUUAGACGACCAAAGGUACGAGAUCUUCAAAGAUAAUCUCCGUUUCAUUGACGAACACAACGCCGGUAACCACUCCUUCGUCCUCGGCCUCAAUCGCUUCGCUGAUCUCACCAACGAUGAGUACCGAUCCACCUAUUUGGGCCUCCGCCGUGCUAGAUCCAACCGGAUUCCCAAGCUCAGCGAUCGGUACCGGUUUAACGCCGGCGAUAAGCUGCCGGAUUCCAUUGAUUGGAGGGAGUUGGGCGCCGUCGCCCCCGUCAAGGACCAAGGGAGCUGCGGGAGCUGCUGGGCAUUCUCCACCAUUGCUGCAGUUGAAGGUAUAAACAAGAUUGUUACAGAAGACAUGAUAGUUCUAUCAGAGCAAGAGUUGGUGGACUGUGACACCACCUACAACAUGGGGUGCGGUGGAGGACUCAUGGACUAUGCUUUUGAGUUCAUUAUUAACAAUGGUGGCAUUGACACAGAGGAUGAUUAUCCCUACAAGGGCCUUGAUGGCUCUUGUGAUCCGAACAGGAAAAAUGCAAAAGUUGUAUCAAUUGAUAGCUAUGAGGAUGUCCCGGUUAACAGUGAGAGUGCCCUGAAGAAGGCUUGUGCCAACCAGCCUGUUAGUGUCGCCAUUGAAGGUGGCGGCAGGCUUUUCCAGCUAUAUCAAUCGGGAGUAUUCACAGGCACUUGUGGGACUGAUUUGGAUCAUGGUGUCACGGUAGUGGGCUAUGGCACUGAAAAAGGAAAGGACUAUUGGCUCGUCAGGAAUUCAUGGGGAGAUAAGUGGGGAGAGGAUGGAUAUGUAAAGAUGGAACGUAAUAUCAAAUCACCCUACGGCAAGUGUGGCAUUGCAAUAGAGCCUUCUUAUCCUAUAAAGAAUGGCCCGAAUCCACCCAACCCCGGCCCAUCACCUCCAUCUCCUGUCAAGCCUGAAUCAGUUUGUGACAACUACUACACCUGCCCGGCGAGCUCAACAUGCUGCUGUGUCUAUGAAUUCGGCAAGCUAUGCCAUGCUUGGGGAUGCUGCCCUCUGGAGGGUGCUACUUGCUGUGAAGAUCAUUAUAGUUGCUGCCCUGCGGAUUACCCCAUCUGCAAUGUUGAGGCUGGGACUUGUCUCAUGAGCAAGGGAAAUCCUCUUGGCGUGAAGGCACUGGCUCGAACUCCGGCCAAACCCCACUGGUCAUACUCUGAAGCUGAAGGCAAAAGAGCUAGUGAAUGAGAAGCUGCACAGAUUUGUUAGCAGAUGAAGAGUUUGUUUGAAGAAAGAUGUGCACGAUAGAAACCUUGGAUGCUGUUGCACCUUCUCAUUCUCUUCUAAGAUUAUCAAUCAAGAACAGUCAGAAUAUUGAUAUAUUUGCAUUAAUAUAAUUCUUGUACAUUAAACUAUGUUUAUCAAUGUUGUAUCAAUCAAAUGAACAUUUAUAUGUUUAAUCAUUUCCUGAAAUUAUGUAAAACUUUAUCGAUGUUGAUUUGCUGCUGCACUAUUGCCUCAAACUUUA
Molecule: messenger RNA, 1648 nt
Organism: Dioscorea cayenensis subsp. rotundata (Guinea yam)
Lineage: Eukaryota; Viridiplantae; Streptophyta; Magnoliopsida; Dioscoreales; Dioscoreaceae
Product: oryzain alpha chain-like
Exons: 5
Coding region: 28-1368 (446 amino acids)
Cellular component (GO): lysosome
Molecular function (GO): cysteine-type endopeptidase activity
Source: RefSeq, a predicted model, not a curated record